ACUGUCUUGAGUUCUUCUUGAAUUGCCAGUUUUCAGCCUCCUCAUGCCUCCGUCUCCUUUAGACGACAGGGUAGUAGUGGCACUGUCUAGGCCUGUUCGACCUCAGGAUCUCAACCUUUGUUUAGACUCUAGCUACCUUGGCUCUGCCACCCCAGGCAGUAACAGCCACACUCCUGUCAUCGCCACCACCGUUGUAUCCCUCAAGGCUGCGAAUCUGACGUAUAUGCCCUCAUCCAGCGGCUCUGCCCGCUCCCUGAAUUGUGGAUGCAGCAGUGCCAGCUGCUGCACUGUGGCCACCUACGACAAGGACAAUCAGUCCCAAACCCAAGCCAUUGCUGCUGGCACUGCUACCACUGCCAUCGGAACCUCUACCACCUGUCCUGCUAACCAGAUGGUCAACAACAAUGAGAGUACAGCCUCUUUAAGUCCAUCAGGUGUGGUGGGCAGCCCUGUGUCAGGGACCCCCAAGCAGCUAGCUAGCAUCAAAAUAAUCUACCCCAAUGACUUGGCGAAGAAGAUGACCAAGUGCAGCAAGAGUCACCUGCCGAGCCAGGGUCCUGUCAUCAUUGACUGCAGGCCCUUCAUGGAGUACAACAAGAGUCACAUCCAAGGAGCUGUCCACAUUAACUGUGCCGAUAAGAUCAGCCGGCGGAGACUGCAGCAGGGCAAGGUCACUGUCCUAGACUUGAUUUCCUGUAGGGAAGGCAAGGACUCUUUCAAGAGGAUCUUUUCCAAAGAAAUUAUAGUUUAUGAUGAGAAUACCAAUGAGCCGAGCCGAGUGAUGCCCUCCCAGCCACUUCACAUAGUCCUGGAGUCCCUGAAGAGAGAAGGCAAAGAACCUCUGGUGUUGAAAGGUGGACUUAGUAGUUUCAAGCAGAACCACGAAAACCUCUGUGACAACUCGCUGCAGCUGCAGGAGUGCCGGGAGGCGGGCGCCGCGGCCGCGGGGCUGGCCCAGCCGCUCCCCGCCACCCCCGACCUCGAGAGCGCCGAGCUCACGCCGGUGCUGCCCUUCCUGUUCCUUGGCAACGAGCAGGACGCGCAGGACCUGGACACCAUGCAGCGGCUGAACAUCGGCUAUGUCAUCAACGUCACCACGCACCUGCCCCUGUACCACUACGAGAAGGGCCUGUUCAGCUACAAGCGGCUGCCGGCCACCGACAGCAACAAGCAGAACCUGCGGCAGUACUUCGAGGAGGCCUUCGAGUUCAUCGAGGAAGCUCACCAGUGUGGGAAGGGGCUUCUCAUCCACUGCCAGGCGGGAGUGUCACGCUCUGCCACUAUCGUCAUUGCUUACUUGAUGAAGCACACAAGGAUGACCAUGACUGAUGCUUAUAAAUUUGUCAAAGGCAAACGACCAAUUAUUUCCCCAAACCUUAACUUCAUGGGGCAGUUGCUAGAGUUUGAAGAAGACCUCAACAACGGUGUGACACCGCGAAUCCUUACACCAAAGCUGGUGGGCGUGGAAACGGUGGUGUGACAGCAGCCGGGACAGAAAGGAUUCCUGCUGUCCAUCAGGAGACGAAGAGGAAGGAGGACGGAUUCUGUUUGUUCUCUCUUUAUUUUUUUAUUUGGGGGUGAAGUUUGUGAACAGAACAAACUUGUUUAAAAACUUUAUUUUUAACAAGUGUGAGAAGAUUAUAACUUUUGAUGCCAUUGAGAUUCACUUCCCACAAACUGACAAAACAGGGAGGCUAAAGAAGUCAUUUUUUAAAGCCAACAAUAAAAAUAUAAUACAACUUGUUUCUCCCCCUUUGCUUUUAAGCUAUUUGUAGAGUUUAUGACUAAAUAGUCUGUGCAGGUUCAUAGACCGAAGAUACUAUACUUUAAACCAAUUAAAAAGAACCAAAAGUAAAUAGAAAAGACACUGAAUCAUGAAGGCCUGGGAUCCGCUGGGCCAUUCAUCUGGAAAACAAAAACCCAACCAAACCAAGCCCUGUCGUGCUCACUGGUGCAAAGAGAAGAUCAGGGCAGCUUAAGUGGUCUAAGAACCCUUCACACAUUCUUUAAAGAGACAAAAGAUACUGUUAAUUUUGUGUUUUGUGCUCUGGAUUUUUUUUCCCCUUUCUCUAGGUUUAAGAGAUUUUUCAAAAUGGCAAGGAACUGACUGUUAUACCAUAUGCCUUCACUGGCUUCUUGUGCAAUAAUAUGGUGUUUUGAGUGUGCAAACAAGUUAGAGCUGGCAGUGAAUGAAAAUAAGUAGUGCAAAUUUGCCAGCUUGGAGAUAGAAAAGAAUUCAACAAUACCAGUUACUUUCCUUCCCUUUUUACUUUUCCCUUUUUUUGUUUUUUGUUUUUUUGAUUUGAUUCUGAUUACAGUGCCAUAAAUCUUGUUAUGUAUGUAUAUCAGAAUGUAAAAAAAAAAAAAUUUAUUUAAAAAUAUUUUUUGCAAAAAAAUCUUGGUGUGUUUCUGUUGAUUGUGUAAAAAAUUAUUUUCAUUUAUAUAAAUGACACU
This is a messenger RNA of Galeopterus variegatus (Sunda flying lemur), 2454 nucleotides long. RefSeq names its product dual specificity phosphatase 10 (gene DUSP10). The transcript has 3 exons. The record is from RefSeq and is a predicted model, not a curated record. Bases 44 to 1480 code for a protein of 478 amino acids. Lineage: Eukaryota; Metazoa; Chordata; Mammalia; Dermoptera; Cynocephalidae. Gene Ontology annotation, cellular component: cytosol; cytoplasm. Gene Ontology annotation, molecular function: protein tyrosine/threonine phosphatase activity; MAP kinase tyrosine/serine/threonine phosphatase activity. Gene Ontology annotation, biological process: negative regulation of JUN kinase activity; protein dephosphorylation.